AUGUCUGACCCUCGCUUUGCCCGUCUCAAGUCCGACCCACGCUUCAGGCGUCCGAAGAAACACCAGUCGAAGGUCGUCGUGGACGAUCGCUUCAAGAGCAUCUUCGAGGACGGCAAAAAACAGGGCAAGAAAGACAAAGGCGGCAAUCGCGUGGAUAAGUAUGGCCGUGCCCUGGCUGAUACGCACGAGAAAGACAAUCUGCGCCGCUUCUAUCGCUUGGAAAACGAGGAGGAAGAGCCGCUCAGAGCCGGUCCUGAUUAUGCGCGCGGUGAAGCUCUACUCGAGUCUUCUGACGACGACGGAGAUGAAGCUUCCGACGCCGAAAGCGACUCGGACGGGGUCGUGACCCUCGGUCGCGACCCGUCGAAACCCAUUCGCAUCAAUGAUGAAGAUCUUGAAGUGGACCUUGAUGAGACUAAUUACGCCGAUCUUGAUGCUCAGGCAGCCGCCUACUCCAAAGCAGCCGAAGCAGCCAACGAAGAACAGGAAGAUGACGUGACUCGAACGCGUCGACUCGCUGUUGUCAACCUCGAUUGGGACUAUGUGCGUGCCAAUCAUCUAUACAGGAUCUUUGCCUCGGUCGUUUCACCUACCAUCGCGUCCUCGUCAAAAUCGUCAAAAAACUCUGCGCCCGUCGUUCGCGGUACCGUGCGUAGCGUUCGCGUCUACCCUAGCCAGUUCGGGAAAGAGAGGCUGGAGCGAGAGGAGAGGGAAGGUCCGCCGGUGGACCUUUUCAAAAAGAAAGUCGAACUGGACGAGGAAGAUAUCAAUGAGACAAAUAUCUAUGAGACGGGCGAUACGAAUGAAUACGACGAUGACGCGCUCAGGAAGUACCAACUCGAACGAUUACGCUAUUAUUAUGCGAUCGUCGAGUGCGACACGGUACCGGCGGCAGUACAUCUUUAUAAUGAACUGCAGGGAACUGAACUCGAGCGUUCUGCAAAUGUCUUCGAUCUGAGUUUCGUGCCAGACGACAUGACGUUCGAGGAGGAGCCUCGAGACGAAGCCCUCGGCGAUGACUUGGGUACAGGUUACAAGGGUCUCGAUUUCGUCACCGACGCCCUUCGUCACUCAAAAGUCAAACUCACGUGGGACCAGGACGAUCCCGACCGCGACCGCGUCACUCGGCGGAACCUGUCGCGGAAAGAAAUCGAGGAGAACGACUUCCGCGCCUUUAUUGCGUCCUCCUCGGGCUCCGAGUCUGAGUCCAACGACAAUGCAAAGGACAAGGGAAAAAAGGCGAUGGAGCGUGACAAGCUCCGCGCGCUGCUCCUUGGUGGAGGGGGCGAGGAUAUGCCUGAAGGCUGGGGUGGAGGCGCGUUCGACGGCGAGGACAAGGGCGAUGUGGACAUGGAGGUGACGUUCACGCCGGCGUUGAGCGGGACGAAAGAGGGAGACGAGACGACGCUAGAGAAGUAUCAGCGGAAGAUGAAGGAGAAGCGGAAGAAGCGGAAGGAGGAGGUGAAGCAGAGUGCGGGAGGCACUAGUGACCUGGCAGGUGAUGAGUUCUUCGAAGAGGGCAGCAGCGAGGAGGAAGGCGAAGCAGUCGUAGCGCCAAAGAAGGAGAAGGGCAAGAAGAAGGGCAAGUCCGACAGGAGUGGGGGCGACGAGAAGGACGUUCAUGAGACGCGGAAGCCCUCCACUACGGAGGAGCUCACUCUACUAGUCGGUCCUGACAAGCCUGACGCGGAACCUAAGCAUUUCGACAUGAAAGCCGUGGUGAAGGCAGAGAAAAAGAAGGGCAGAAAGGGUAAGAAGGGUAAGAAAGGGGAAGAAGCAGAGAACGAGAUGCAGGAAGACUUUGUAAUCGACGUUCGAGAUGAGCGGUUCAAGGCGAUACACGAGGAUCCAGCUUUUGCUAUCGACCCGAGCAAUCCCCGCUUCAAAAAGACGAAGGCGAUGGCUUCAAUGUUGCAGGAGCGAUCGAAGCGACAACGUCACAAACUGAGAGAUAGGGAUGGAGCUGAUGUCAAGUCGCUGUCGGCGGAGGGCACGGAGAAACAGGCCUUAACGAGUCUCGUAGAGAGUGUGAAGAGGAAAAGCGCAGCGACGGAAGGGGGAAUUGGAAAAAGACGGAAAGUUUGA
Molecule: messenger RNA, 2085 nt
Organism: Heterobasidion irregulare TC 32-1
Lineage: Eukaryota; Fungi; Basidiomycota; Agaricomycetes; Russulales; Bondarzewiaceae
Exons: 7
Coding region: 1-2085 (694 amino acids)
Biological process (GO): rRNA processing
Cellular component (GO): nucleus
Molecular function (GO): RNA binding
Source: RefSeq, a predicted model, not a curated record